AUGAACAGAGGUAUUUGCUGCAAUAUCCAUAAAAAUUACCCAAUAUUUCUUCUAAAUUUAUUAGAAAAAGAAAAAUCAAAAUUAUAAUGUGUCAAAUGCAUAUCAAAUAAAAAAAUUGAAGCUGAAUUUUUACUUUUGCAAGAUAUAAUUGAAUUUGAUAGCAACUCUUUUUUAGAAAAUUGGCCUCCACUUUCUAGUGAUUCAUUAAGAAAAGAUAUAAUUGACUUAAAAAAUAAUGAAACGGACAUCAAGUAACACAUUGAAGAAUUUUACGAAUCACUAACUCAAGAAGUAAUUUAGAUUAUAUCUUAGAAAAAGAAAGAAUAGCUAAUUUAAGCCUAAAAGGUUUAAGAAUUCAAGUCUGACAUAAUUGAAUAAUAUCAGGAAAUGGCAUCAAUAGAAAAAAUGAAAGAAUGCCUUGUUUAAGAAAAUCAAUAAACUGAAAAAAUUGAAUAAGAUCUAAAUGAGCAAAUCAAUUCCCAAUUCUAAAAAAAAGAAAAAUAUACCUCUCAACUUUCUUAUAUGAUGAAAUAAUAUUAAUUUAUUAGUAAACUGGAUGAGGUAAGAACUGCUCAAUUCAAAGCAAAUAUUUUAGAAAUUUUAAAAGUUGUUAAUCUUUUACCUAAAAAUAAUUUUAAUUUUGGAACUGAAAAAGAAGAAUUUAGAUUUGAAAAUAUUGAAGCUUACAAGAAAAAAAUAGAAGAAGAGCUAUAAAUUAACAAUUAUGAGUAGAUAAAAAUCUAAAUUUUAAUAGAUUAGCUUAAUCUUUGUAAAAAGGAAUUAAUUUAAAAAAUGAAUCAAAAAAAUUGGUUUUUAGAUAAUUUCUUAAAAGAAUAAUAGACUUUAUUAUUAAAUAAUUAGCUCAAUUAAGCACAAUUUAUGAAAGAUAUUUAUAAAAAUACAAUUGAUAUAUAAAAUUUGAUGACCAAUCAGAUUAAGUAACUAGGAUAAAAAAAUUUCAAAUAUUUCAGUGAGUUUAAUUAUAACUUAAAACUUAAAAAUGAUGAUGCUUUCAUUUUUUCAAAAUAAAAUAAUUCAUCAAAUUACUUAUAAACAAAUAAACAAUCUAAAUUUAUGGUAGAAAGAGUUAAGGAUGAAAACUAUAAUGUUCAGUGUUUUCUUAAUUUUACUUUUGACCCCAAAAAAAAAUAUUUAUUUAAAGUCAAUUUCUCAAAAUCAAAUUAAAAUUCAACAUUCUAUGUUGGAUUAAUAACAGUUAAUAAUCUGCAUACCAAAGAUUUAGAUGAAGAAGAGUUAGGAUUUAGAAUAGGCAGCUAAGAAAAAAAAUAUAAUUAAAAUAAUAUUUUUGGUUUAAAACAAUAAGUUAAUUCAUAAUUUCCCAAACAAAAUUAUUUUGGUUAGGUUAAUUUAUCAUUUAAUAAUUUAUCAACUCCCAUAUUUUCUCAGUAAAGCAAGUAAAAUUAACCAAUAAUAGAUUUAACUUAAGAAGAGAUAAAAUCAUCUUUAGAGUUCAGAGUUUGUUUAGAAAAUAAUCUAAUUUAAUAUAGAAACUGUAAUAAUAAAUCUUAAUUUUAAAAUGUAAAAAAUAAUAAUAAAAUUAAAAAUGGUCAAAGGUAUCAUUUUGGUGUUUAAUUUUUGAGUGAUAAUGUAGGAGAUAUGUUUGAGAUUAUAGAAUUAGAAGAAUUAAAUGAAUUCCCAAAUAACUGA
Tetrahymena thermophila SB210 is the source of this 1668-nucleotide messenger RNA. RefSeq lists its product as hypothetical. The transcript has a single exon. Lineage: Eukaryota; Ciliophora; Oligohymenophorea; Hymenostomatida; Tetrahymenidae. The record is from RefSeq and is a predicted model, not a curated record.